CUGUAUCACGAACACUCUUCUACAAGAACCACAACUUCUUGAUUCUUUCCUCGUUCAGUCAGUUUAACAGACGUAUACUAUCCAAAACUCAAAUACAAAGAUUAUUUUCGGUUCACUCGAGAACAUACAAACCGCAACAAUGGCCCAAGAACGCCGUAUCUCCGUCCUCGACAAAUCCUUCGAAUCUCGCCUCCCCCCCUCCUCCAAAAUGCUCUUCGACGCCAAAGCCGGGCAGUCCCUCUCCUUCGAAGCCAUCGCGAAGCAACUCGGCCGCAGCGAAGUCGCCGUCGCAGCCCUCUUCUACGGGCAAGCCGCCGCCUCCCAAGAGGACGUCGAGAAGCUGUCCAAUCUCCUUGGCAUUCCGUUGCCGGCGCUGGAGACUCAGUUGCUGGGCUUUCCCGAUAGGGGACGCGCGGGGCCGAUGCCGCCGGUGGAGCCGCUGAUUUAUAGGUUGUAUGAGAUUGUGCAGAAUUAUGGGUAUGCGUAUAAGGCGGUGCUGAAUGAGAAGUUUGGGGAUGGGAUUAUGAGCGCGAUUGCGUUUGAGACGAAGGUGGAUAAGGAGGUUGAUGAGAGUGGGAAUGCGUGGGCGAUUAUUACGUUGAAGGGGAAGUGGCUUCCCUUCUCCAGGUUUUAAUUUGGUGGAGGGUGAUGUUGGUGAUCAGAAGACUACGCGUUCAUAUGUAUCAUGUUUUUCUCACGAGCACAGUUGCAGUAAUAAUAAACACUUCCAA
This is a messenger RNA of Pseudogymnoascus destructans, 731 nucleotides long. RefSeq names its product Cyanate hydratase (gene CYN1). The transcript has 3 exons. The coding region runs from base 140 to 634 and encodes 164 amino acids. NCBI's taxonomy places the organism in Eukaryota, Fungi, Ascomycota, Leotiomycetes, Thelebolales, Thelebolaceae. Gene Ontology annotation, molecular function: DNA binding; cyanate hydratase activity. The record is from RefSeq and is a predicted model, not a curated record.